Molecule: messenger RNA, 1480 nt
Organism: Rhinolophus ferrumequinum (greater horseshoe bat)
Lineage: Eukaryota; Metazoa; Chordata; Mammalia; Chiroptera; Rhinolophidae
Product: translation initiation factor IF-2-like
Exons: 2
Coding region: 43-978 (311 amino acids)
Source: RefSeq, a predicted model, not a curated record
GACCCUAGCGCAGAGCUGCGAGCCUGACCCGCCACACCCCGCAUGGCCAGAGAAAGAAUUUUCUGUUUCCAACUUCGGCUUUUGGUUUUGUGUGUCCACCUCGCACAGCUCCGGAGCCGGCCGACCCCAAAGGGAGUCUCAACAGGUGGCCGGGAGUCGCGGCGAAGUUGGUCGCCCACUUUCGUCCACUUGGGAGCCCGCUCCGCCUCUCCAGGGCUGCUGGCAGAGUUGUGGCUCCAGCGCGUCCCGGAGUCACCCUGUUUCCUGACGGACAUCAGCAGGCAGUCGCCUCCUCAACCUCGCGCUUGUGGUUUUGGUGGCAGCGUGAGGCUUAACUGCCGGCCGAGCUGUCCGUCGCGCCUUCGGGGCGGGCCGCGGGCUCGGCCUGCGAGGCCCAAGGAGAGCCCAGGCUCGGGCGGCAGCGGAGGCUCGGAGCCCUGGUAUGCGCCCGCGAUGCGGCGCGGCCUGCUCCGAGGCCAGGCCCCGGGGCUCGGCGGCUCAGUGGGGCGGGCCCGGGGUCACCGCGCGGUGACGGGGCUCCCGAGAGGGCUUUGUUCACCGCUCUGGCCACACUGCGCACUUCCUUCCAGCCCCCAGCCAGCCCCCGUUCCAAGCCUCCGCGCCGGCCCUGUUUGUUUUCUCAGCCUCGCGCGCGCCCCCGGGACACGCCAGCAGCCCUCGGAGCGGCGUCCGCGGCGCGAGGCUGUGGCCCGAGGCCGGCCCAGGAGCGCUGGCCCGGCCGGAAGUGAAGUGAGGGGAGACGGAGCUCUGGAGCCUUUCUGGGGUUCCGGGGGCAGGGGUGGUGGCCUAACGGGGCGUACGGCCGGCGAAGGCCCAAGUCCUGGGCUCCGAAGGGCCCGGGCGGCCUGCGCCACCGCCCACCCCACUGCUCGCGGGCCGCGGGCCCCGGGCCCCGGGCCCCAGCCCCAGCCCUGCAGGAGGGUGGCGGCGGUGUGGAACUGGAUGAGGUCGCCGUGAGGGGGGGCCAUCAGGCUUGAACAUUAGCGGUGUCAGCAACUCCGAUAAACCCGGUGACCCCGUGCAGGAGGGCUGUCCCCUUUGCCGCAUCCCGGGCUCUUCGCACGGCGGUGGGAACGUGUCCCGCAGCCGAGCCGUAGGCCUGCCCGCGCACUCCGCCUCUGCGGCCUCCUAGCCCUUCACCUUCCCGCGCCGGGGGUCCUGUCCCUAGUCCCUGGCGCCCAGGAAUCCUCUCCCCACAGCCUCCGGCCGCGCUAGCCCUGCCGGCGCCGCUGCCCCUGACCGCUCCGGGGCCGGCAGCGGAGGAGCGGGGUCCAGCUCGGUGAGCGCGGCGCCCAGGCACCGAGAGUCUAUGGGUUCCCACCGGCGGACUCGCAGUCGAGAUGCACUCGGGCGUUAGUUCUCGAGCGUCCCCCCUUUUACCUAAUCCCUUAUGUUUUUAUUCUAAUCCUACACAUUACAGUUAAUCUGUAAUGAUACCGCUUCGGAGGAACCUGUUGCA